GGUGUAAACUUGACCUUUCCUUGUUGUUGUGCGGGUCAAGGUCGUUGAGGAAACACUACUGCGAAUGUUGAUCAACUUCGAACGGACAUAAAAGUUGGAAACACCAUGUGGACACGGCAAUUCUCACAAAAGCUUUUUGCACUAGUUCGGUCGAGCACUUCAUCUUACACGUGCAGGAAUGCACAUGCACAGAAAGCUGAAGUGUCAGAUCGGUUCGUGCAAGCCCUAACUGAUGUUGUUGGAGGUUCAAAUGUUUCUACUGCUGCGGCAGUGCGAGAACAGCAUGGGAGAGAUGAGUCAUAUCACGACUGCUCCCCACCAGAUGUUGUUGUGUUUGCUGAGAGCACUGAGCAUGUGAGCCAGAUUGCCAAGCUGUGUAAUGAUAAUGAGGUCCCCCUCAUUCCGUUCGGCACAGGAACAGGCUUAGAGGGAGGGAUCAAUGCAUUGAGGGGAGGCGUUACACUGGACCUGAGCAAGAUGGAUAAGAUACUGUCCGUGCAUCAGGAGGACUUUGAUGCACAAGUGGAGGCAGGGGUGUCUCGUCAAGGGUUAAAUGCUUACCUUCGUGACACGGGAUUGAUGUUCCCAAUUGAUCCGGGUGCAGAUGCUUCUCUGUGUGGAAUGUGUGCUACCAGUGCAUCAGGCACCAAUGCAGUGAGGUACGGGACGAUGAGGGAGAACGUCCUCAACAUGGAGGUCGUGUUGGCAGACGGCAGGGUCAUCAACACAGCUGGCAAGGGCAGACGCACAAAGAAGACGUCUGCAGGGUACAACCUGACAAACUUGUUUGUGGGCUCUGAGGGCACCUUGGGCAUCAUUACAAAGGCCACACUACGUCUCUAUGGCAUACCUGAAGCAACUGUGUCAGCUGUCGUCCACUUUGAGACAGUCCAAGGGGCAGUGGACACAACAGUCAACGUCCUGCAGUGUGGAAUCCCCAUGGCCAGGAUAGAAUUCUUGGAUGAAGUGACUAUUGAUGCCUUCAACAAGUACAGCAAGUUUGACAUGAAAGUGGCACCCUCUCUCUUCCUUGAGUUCCACGGGCCUGCCAACGGCCUUGACGACCAAGUCAGUACUGUGGAGGAACUAUGUCAGAUGAAUGGCGGUUCUGACUUCCGCUGGGCCAAGGAUGCUGAAGAGAGAAACAGACUAUGGAGGGCCAGGCAUGACAUCAUCUAUGCAUGUAUGGCUCUGAAGCCAGGAUCCAAGCCCUAUUCUACUGAUGUUUGUGUGCCCAUCUCCAAACUGCCUGAAGUCAUAAUCAGGUCGAAGGAUUUCAUCAAGGAGGCGGGAGUUAUAGCGCCAAUAGUCAGUCAUGCUGGUGAUGGCAAUUUUCACUGUGCAUUACUUCCCCUUGAAACCAGCAUUGAGGAGAAGCAGCAAGCCAUGGAGCUAGCAAAGAAAAUAGCUCUACUUGGUAUGUCCCUGGAUGGGACUUGCACAGGGGAACAUGGUAUUGGCAUUGGCAAGAGGGCGCUGCUUCAGGAGGAGCUUGGUGAUACAACUCUCGGGGUCAUGCAGCAACUGAAGGCAACCUUUGACCCCAAGGGUAUUCUCAACCCUGGCAAGGUCUUGUUUUAAGGCUUGAUUACAAAGAAUAUUCAGCUGUACAAUAAGUAAUUGUUUCACAUGAUAUUGCAUCAUACAUUUGAUGUUACUAUAUACAGGUUGUCAGAGGACUUGCUAUGCACAUGUAUACUCAAGAUGUAUCCAGUAUCUUUCAGCUGGAAAUGUUUGUAGUUCAGCCAUUGGGUGACAAUGACGUUGCAUGUUGGAUGUUUUGUGAUGAUGUACCUAAAACCGUUCACUUGUAUCUGACCAGAUUACACAGGUGAUGAGAACGAUUUAUAUAUUUAUAGGAUAUGUUUGCAGUUGGAAUUUACUGGUGUUAGUAAAUACUUCAGUAUAUGAAUAUAGACAUUGUCUACCUGUUAUCAGUGGCUCCAGACUGAUGUAUCUGCUGGUAACUAUGGAAGUGGUUGUUUCACCAGCCCAGAGAUCCUGAUAAGCUGCAUAGUUUGUCAUACUUGAGUAUACAAAUAGAUAUGUAGAGGUUAAGCACUCCUUGGUUUUACAACACUUGACGUACUAUACAUUAUUAUCCAGUGUAGCCUUUUCAGUUGUUGUUCAGUCCUGCCCCACAACAAAGCACAUGUGAUACAUGUGGUCUCACCUUAGGCAAGUGAGUUUGUUCAAAAUUGCCUCUGUUCACCCAGCAGAAAAUAGGUACCCGGUAGAAUAAGUCAUGUGACUAUAACUUUCUAGCACCUCACAGGCAGCUUGGGUUAUCCGCGGUAAUAAUGAACUGUGGAACUCUGUUAGCGCUUUGAACAUACUUUGGUGCGGAGUUCAGCGCAAUAUAAGAAUCCAUAUUAUUAUUAUUUAAUGAUUGCACAUCCUUACUUACUGAGUUAAUGUAGGCAACUCCUGUACAGGAAGACCUACAUACAUGUUUCCAGAAAUGUAUUGCUGUUAAAAUCCCUGACACUUAACUCGAUGUACUGGGAAGUAAUUAUACUCAAAAACCUUGUGUUUGCAGGAGAAGCAGUUGUGCUGAUAUUUUUUUCUGUAGGUAAUUUGUUUUCUCAAAUGCUUGUCACGUUGCUCAUGAUGUAUGUUGGUUCUGUGUACUGUAAAUCAUGAAAUUCAUGCGAGCAUUCCAUUAAUGCGAACAAUGCGUCUGUACUCUUCUCGCAUUAUUAUAAUGACGCAUUUCAGUCUGACCAUGUCUACUUGAUAAAAGACAG
This is a messenger RNA of Haliotis rubra (blacklip abalone), 2747 nucleotides long. RefSeq names its product probable D-lactate dehydrogenase, mitochondrial. Gene Ontology annotation, biological process: lactate catabolic process. The record is from RefSeq and is a predicted model, not a curated record. Gene Ontology annotation, molecular function: D-lactate dehydrogenase (NAD+) activity; D-lactate dehydrogenase (cytochrome) activity; FAD binding. Gene Ontology annotation, cellular component: mitochondrion. The coding region runs from base 106 to 1581 and encodes 491 amino acids. The transcript is spliced from 12 exons. NCBI's taxonomy places the organism in Eukaryota, Metazoa, Mollusca, Gastropoda, Lepetellida, Haliotidae.